Messenger RNA from Penicillium riverlandense, 1599 nucleotides. RefSeq lists its product as uncharacterized. Gene Ontology annotation, cellular component: cytosol. The transcript has a single exon. Gene Ontology annotation, molecular function: guanine deaminase activity; zinc ion binding. Bases 1 to 1599 code for a protein of 532 amino acids. NCBI's taxonomy places the organism in Eukaryota, Fungi, Ascomycota, Eurotiomycetes, Eurotiales, Aspergillaceae. The record is from RefSeq and is a predicted model, not a curated record. Gene Ontology annotation, biological process: guanine metabolic process.
AUGGCUUCAUCACUCUACGACUUCACGGUCUACCGUGGCACGUUCAUUCAAUUGUCGCGCAACCCUCCAGCAGGCCAGAAACCCGUGCUGCUGAGGAACACCGGUGCGUUGUGGGUUUCUGCUGCUGAUGGCCGCAUUGCCGACUUCGAUUGGCAGGCAACAGACGACAAUGCCUUUCGGCAAUUGAUGGAGAAGCAAGGCUGGGUGGAUGUGGACUCUCAGGUCAAUGGCCAUUCGGGCCAACAGACCAAAGUGAAAAUUGUGACUGCCAGGGAUGAUGUGAACGAGUUCUUCUUCCCGGGUUUCAUCGACACGCACAUCCAUGCGCCUCAAUACCCCAACGCAGGGUUAUUCGGCUCAUCUACUCUUCUCGACUGGUUGGAAACAUACACGUUCCCGGUCGAGUCCGGCUUCGGGUCUCAAUCGGACCACAAGGACGGUAAAUUCAGCCCCAGAGAUGCACCGCUUUUUGCGCAGCGCGUCUACGAUCAAGUCGUUGCGCGCACACUCUCCCACGGCACGACCUGCGCCUCCUACUUUGCAACCGUGCAUGUCCCCGCCACUAACGCUUUGGCUGCGCUGUGUUAUACGCGUGGCCAGCGCGCUUUCAUCGGCAGAGUAUGCAUGGACAAUCCGGAUUUCUGCCCGGCCUAUUACAAGGAUCUCUCCGCUGCGGACUCUCUGUCUGCGACAAAGUCUACGAUCGAGUACAUCCACACCCUUGACCCCAAGGGCAGUCUCGUCAAGCCCAUUGUGACCCCGCGCUUUGUGCCUACCUGCUCGCGACCCGCUCUCGAGGACCUGGGCAAGCUCGCUGCGUCGUAUAGCCCACCACUGCACAUCCAGACUCACAUCUCCGAAAACAAGAACGAAGUUGCCCUCGUCAAGGAGCUAUUCCCUGAGUGUGCGAGCUACGCCGCCGUCUACGACGAAUAUAAUCUUCUCACGCCGCGGACGAUUCUCGCGCACGCAGUCCAUCUCACACCAGAGGAGCGCGCUCUGGUUCGUCAGCGGGACGCCAAAAUCUCGCACUGUCCCGCCUCCAACUCGGCCCUUGGAUCAGGAAUUGCUCCCGUUCGCGCCUAUAUCGACGAAGGGGUGACCGUUGGCCUCGGGACGGACGUAAGUGGGGGUUACAGCCCCAGUAUCCUGGAGGCAGCCCGACAAGCCUGUCUUGCCUCGAGGCUGUUGGGUCAUACGGCCGAUUUUCAAGCAGAGACAUGUACAAACUCGCACCCCAAGUCAGAUGGAAGAGAAAAACUGUCCAUUGAAGAAAGUUUGUACCUUGCUACCCGCGGCGGCGCAGCGGUCGUCGACAUGGCGGAUGAUAUUGGCGGCUUUGAAAGGGGCAUGAUCUGGGACACGCAGCUGAUUCAACUAGGUGGCUUGAAGGAGGCUGAUCGGAGCCCGCUCGACUCCGCUUUGGAGAAUAGCCAUGGAACUGGCCAGAGCCUUGUGCAGCCUGGUCCGGUGGGCAAUGUCGAUCUCUUUGGCAAGGAGACUUGGGAGGAGAAGAUCCAGAAGUGGGUUUGGAACGGAGAUGAUCGCAACGUGAAAUCUGUCUGGGUUGGGGGGAGGUUGGUGCAUUCUCGGAGUUGA